AUGUUCCGUAAAAACACACACUCAACUUUUCCGGAAAACAUGUUUACAGCAACAGAUAUAAUAUUUUCUUCAAUUCCUCAUUUUACUGCUAUUUUUGGUUUUGAUGUUCACGAACAAAUUGUGAUUGGAUCAAUUCAAGAUUUGACAACAAAUAUAAAUUUACGAAUUGAUUCUUUAACAGAAAAUGAGGAAGAAGGGAAGGGAACAGAAUUAUUAAUUCUUUGUGCGCUUUUAAGAAAUUUACGUUUAAAACAUUUGGAAUAUUUGUUGGAAUUAGCGCAACAACAAUAUAGACUCAACGAUUUUCACUUCUCUAACCAAUACAAACUUACAAACAUUGAAACACCGACAAGUCAAUUACAACAAUUAAUAGAAAAAUUGUUGAGAAAAUAUAUACAAAUUGCAAAUAAAUGUAUUUUUACUUUUGAAUGGGCUGAAUGUUCGGAAACACCUCAACGUGUACGUACUUUAAUUAAACAUUUGGUACGUUCAGUGGCAGAAAAGGAUAUUGAUGUGGCUGCUUUAUUGGAGAGUGAUGGCUUUACUGCUUCGAAGGAGAGAACACCAGAAUCGUCGCAUGGUUAUUAUACAAUGAGAAGAGCAGCAAGUGUAGCUAGUAGCGUCUACAAUAAUAACAACAAUAAUGACAACAAUUCUUCUUUGGGUGGAAGUAGUGGAGGAAUAGUUGAACGUCUUUGGGGUGAUGAUGAUAAUGAUGAUACCGAUGGAGAAGAAAAUAGUAAAAAUGGUGAAGGAGCUAUAAAAGAAUUUUUGGCUAAUUUAAAAGUGGAAUUUAGAAGGGAUAUUGUAAGUUUUGAAUUUUUGUGUUUUUAUUUGGUUAAGGAAAACUAGA
Messenger RNA from Meloidogyne enterolobii, 853 nucleotides. The record is from the annotation of a GenBank genome assembly. NCBI's taxonomy places the organism in Eukaryota, Metazoa, Nematoda, Chromadorea, Rhabditida, Meloidogynidae.